CUUGAACGGAAAUGACGCGUCCCUGCUCGGGGCGGAAGUUUCCCGCCCCACCCGUAAGAGUUGAGGUUUGAGCAGCGCAAGUGAGGUUCUUGUCCGGGUUCCAGUUUUUCCGUGGCUCCUCCUCCUCCUGUCGUUGCAGGUGUUAUUCCUGGGACUCAGAUGGACCACACAUCCCCGACCUACAUGCUUGCUAACUUAACCCACUUACAUUCAGAACAACUUCUGCAGGGCUUGAAUCUCCUUCGCCAGCAUCACGAACUCUGUGACAUCAUUCUUCGAGUAGGUGAUGUUAAAAUCCAUGCUCAUAAAGUGGUACUUGCCAGCAUCAGCCCGUACUUCAAAGCCAUGUUCACUGGAAACCUCUCUGAGAAGGAGAACAAUGAGGUUGAGUUUCAGAGCAUUGAUGAGGCUGCCCUGCAGGCCAUUGUGGAGUAUGCCUAUACUGGGACAGUCUUCAUUUCUCAGGAUACGGUGGAGAGUCUCCUGCCCGCAGCAAACCUACUGCAGAUAAAACUUGUCCUGAAAGAAUGCUGUGCAUUUCUUGAGAGCCAGCUUGACCCUGGGAACUGUAUUGGAAUUUCCCGUUUUGCAGAGACAUAUGGCUGUCAUGACCUUUAUUUGGCGGCUACUAAAUACAUAUGCCAGAAUUUUGAAUCUGUUUGCCAGACAGAAGAGUUUUUUGAGCUUACGUAUGCUGAUUUGGAUGAAAUUGUCUCCAAUGACUGCUUGAAUGUCGCUACUGAAGAGACAGUUUUUUAUGCAUUAGAGUCUUGGAUCAAGUAUGACGUGCAAGAACGCCAGAAAUACUUAGCACAGCUGCUGAACAGCGUUCGAUUACCAUUGCUGAGUGUUAAGUUCCUCACUAGGCUCUAUGAAGCAAAUCACCUUAUCCGUGAUGAUCGUACGUGUAAACAUCUGUUGAACGAAGCCCUAAAGUACCACUUCAUGCCUGAACAUAGACUCUCUCAUCAGACAGUCUUGAUGACGCGACCUCGCUGUGCUCCCAAAGUGUUGUGUGCGGUAGGAGGAAAAUCUGGACUCUUUGCCUGUUUGGAUAGUGUGGAGAUGUACUUUCCCCAGAAUGACUCUUGGAUUGGUCUGGCGCCCCUAAAUAUUCCUCGCUAUGAAUUUGGAAUAUGUGUUUUAGAUCAAAAAGUUUAUGUUAUAGGUGGUAUUGAAACUAGUGUGAGUCCUGGUGUCACCGUGAGAAAACACGAAAAUUCAGUGGAGUGUUGGGACCCUGAUACAAAUACCUGGACUUCUCUAGAGAGAAUGAACGAGAGCAGAAGUACCCUUGGAGUAGUAGUCCUUGCUGGAGAACUUUAUGCUUUAGGUGGAUAUGAUGGACAGUCUUACUUGCAAUCUGUAGAGAAGUAUAUCCCCAAAAUAAGACAAUGGCAACCUGUGGCCCCAAUGACAACCACAAGAAGUUGUUUUGCUGCAGCUGUUCUGGAUGGAAUGAUUUACGCCAUUGGAGGGUAUGGCCCCGCUCACAUGAACAGUGUGGAGCGCUAUGACCCAAGUAAGGACUCCUGGGAGAUGGUUGCAUCCAUGGCCGAUAAAAGGAUUCACUUUGGCGUCGGAGUUAUGCUAGGCUUUAUUUUUGUGGUAGGUGGGCACAAUGGUGUCUCCCAUUUGUCGAGCAUCGAAAGAUAUGACCCGCAUCAAAAUCAGUGGACAGUGUGCAGACCAAUGAAAGAGCCCAGGACAGGAGUUGGUGCUGCAGUAAUUGAUAACUACCUUUAUGUAGUCGGUGGUCACUCGGGGUCUUCCUAUUUGAACACAGUACAGAAAUACGACCCUAUCUCAGAUACAUGGCUGGACUCAGCUGGCAUGAUAUACUGUCGCUGCAAUUUUGGAUUAACAGCACUUUGAGAAGUGUGAACUUGUGGGAAUCGCACAUGGUGGUGCCAUGGAAAGAAGGCCCAGUGUCCUGAAAACUGCAUUGCUUUCUCUGUAACUUGAAGUGGCGUGAAGACUCAGAGCUUUGUUGGGUACUUUGAACAGACAAAUAGUUUGAAUUGCUCUUGAUUAUAUAGUAAAACAAUAAUUAAGAAAAAAAAAGAAAGGAAGGGAAAAAAAAGGAAAGACCUAACCAAUUAAAUUGUGCACUUUUCUCCACUAAGACUGGGAUAGACUAGUUUUUAUAAUGCUAAAUGUAGAGAAAACCUUGCUGCUUUUUAAUUUUGUUUUCAAUAAUUUUAGCUCAUUUUUUUAAAUCUGUAUUUUGAUUUACUAGGAAGAGAGAAGCUUCAGACCCUGGAGUAUAUUGAAUGACUGGACAGAAUGUGGAUAGUGAUUGUUGGAUAUAAAUUCAUAUGCUUAACAUUGGUUUUUUUUUUUAAAAAGGGCUGCUUUUCCUUUGGGUACUUUUAAGGAUUGUAAAUACCAUGUCAGUCAUCUGAGGGCUCUUUCUGCUAAAUGAUUUUAGGGCUAAUAGUGUGAUAAAGUUGCAAAACAAUGGCUUUUAUUAUCAUAUUUGGGGCCCUGUUUAAGACAGGGCAUAUUUAUUGUUUGUGCUUUUUCUGUCUGGGCUGAUGACCUCCUCUGUGCUUUGGUGAGCAUGGAUAGAGAGCAAACCGCGUUGGUUUCAGCUGUUCUCCAGUGCUACACAGCAGGCUUCUGACAGUCGAUGUAAAUACAUUUGGAAGCUGCCUGGUACCACCCUUGAUGCAUAUUGUUGUUUUUAUGUGUUCUUAAUUUUAGUUUUUUAAGGUCCUAAUUUUGUUUUCAGUGUUCAAAUAUAAAAAUGGUGCUAACUGUAGGAUGUAUAACAAAGCUAUAACCAAUGUUAUUUGGGUGUUCAGUGUGAGAUGCAUGAUGUACUAUGAUAAUCUUUUUCAUUUUUUAUUGGCUUGACUUCAUUUGUGCUUAUGGAAAAUAAUAGUGAUUACAUUAAUGUUAACAUCCAAAACCAUCUGAAUGGCUUGAGUUAUACUUCCCAUGGUUUUUGAAUGGUGACUUAAAGAAUGAUGCUUUUUUUUUUUUUUAACUUUCUUUCUUGUUCUAGAAAUUACAUGUCCUUUAAUACAGACAUACAUGCACCAAAUACAACAUGCUAGGCAGGUGUGCAUUACUUUUUUCAUUUCUUAGGUAACUGAGUAUUUUUAAUUUAUUGAGGAAAACUGGAACUCGAUGUUUACUUGAAUAAAUGGUUCUAAAUUUGGUUCUGCUUUGAUUAAAGAAACAAUCUUUCACAACAAAACUGUUACAGCCACUGACAGCUUAUUUAAAAAAAUAGUUAACUUAUUCUAGCAUGGUUUAGUAAAUAUCUGUUAGUCUUAACACAUUAAUUUGCAUUUUAUUUACUAUGUUGGUACUUGCAUUUUCGUAUUUAGUAAUUUUGUUUUCGUUUCCUUUAUUUUUUUUCUUUUUUACCUACCUACUCUCUCUCUUUAUAACUUCUACAAGACCAGUGAAUAUUUUUUCCUAAGAAAAAGAACUCAUCCUGCAUUCUUAAGUGCCAUACUAUUCUAACUAUUGUUAAGAAGCCAUUUGUAAUUAUAAAGCCUAGCUUUACCUGUUAGCAUAUAUGUUAUUACUCAAAAACUAUAGCCGGGCAAUUUGUAGAUUUCCUUGUUUUUCCAUAAACUACCCAUUGUAGAUUUGAGACUAUACUAUGAAACUAUGUAAAUCAUCUUUAGUCAUAAAGUAACACCAUGCUUUACAAAUAUUUGCACAGAUUAUGAAGCCUUGCAAGUAAUUUUUAGUCUCUUUUAACCUAGAACUCAACAGAAGCUAAUACAAUCAACUAAGUAUUUUCUGUGUCGCUUAUUUGAAUAUCAUAGUGACACAUAGCAAUAACUUUUUCAUUGGUUUGAAUAAAUCUGUUGAAUAGGAAUAAGGUGCACUAUUGUGGUUGGCCUAAACCUUAUUUAAAGAAAAGCAUUUUAAAGUAGAUUCCAGCAGAUACACACUUUUAAAUCCUAAGCAUAAAUGUUUUUGUUUAUAUCAGUCAAAUUAUUAAAUGUAUCAUUAUGCUACUUUUAAUCUCUUCCUCCCAGAAGUGAAGUGAAUUUGAAAGACUAGAAAGUUAUUUUAAACAUAAACACAUCUAUUCUAAUCAUUCUAUUUUAACAGGGCUUUACUCAUAUAUUGUUUCCAGUAUGCAAUUCCUAUAAAAUACAUAGCCAUUUGGUAGGUUAGAUCAAAAGUAUGUACUGACUAUUAUUAUUUUUUUUUAAUCUUAAGUUUUAUCUUGCUUAAAAACUAAAUGCAAAACAUUUUGGGCAACGGUAGGAUCAUGUUUCUGUGAACAAAGUACAGAAACAUACAAAGCAGAAAAAAUUGCACUCAAAAUUUAGAAAUACACUGUAUUUUAGGAAUCCUGUUGUAUUUUUCAUAGUAAGCAGAGCUACUAUAUGUCCUGACACCUGGUAAGUUUACAACAGAGAUUUCUCUUCAAAUUCGAGAAGUUUCAUAUGAAUACUGUGCUGGUAAGUUGUGAAUGUAAAGCUACAUGUUUCCUAUGCAAAACAGGAUGAAAUGUUAGAUUUAAAAUCUCCAGGUUUAAUGUUUUUAGAAAUAUGUAUGUAUACAUACACAUUUGUAUAUACCAAUAUAUACACAUAUACAUUCAAUAAAUAUUGGCUACAUAUGUGUAUCUAUAUUCACUCAAGAACUUGAAAGCAAUGUAAGACUUCCCAGAAACAUUUGGAAAAGAGUGACAGGGACGUAGAGAUCUGAUCAAUUGCAGUGCCACUUGUCCUCUAGAAUUAUGUUAACGAAUGUGUAUGCAAUGUUUGGCUAUUUAAUAUUUAUUUAUGCAGUAAUAGAACUUAAUUGAUUUUUAAGGUAAACCCAAAGGAUAUUUGCAAAUUUCAUGUUAUUGCUAAUAUUUUAAAUAUGAAUGAAUAUCAAAUUAUAGAAUGUAGUAUCAAAUGAUAGGAAAAUGGCACUUGGUUUUGAAAGGUUUUUAUAGUUCAACAUAUGUGGAGGAUCUAUAUAUGUGGAGAUACCACGCUAGAUGCUGUGGUGGCAUCUACUCAAAUGCAGAUAGGCUACAUUCUUCACUCAAAAGAGUAAACUAUAAUGGAGUUCAUUCACUCCAAUAAUGAUUAUGAAAAUCUGUAACCUAACUCCUUAUUUCUAAGGUCAUAGGAAGUGACUUGAAGCUUAGUUUAUAUAUAAACAAAUACUUAGUGUCCAGUUAGAUUUUAGUGACAUAAGCAAGAUUUGUGAAAAUUGUAAUGUUUAUAGAAUCCAUGUGGGGUUUGGAGAGAUGGCUCAUCAGUUAAGACUGACUGAUGCUCUCAAAGAGGACCCAAGAUUGGUUUCCAGCACUCAGAGAGGGACAACUGUCCCACAGCUCCAGGGGAUCUGAUGCCUUUCUCUGGUCUCUUUGGGUGCACCACCACCACCACCACCACCACCACCACCACCACCACCACCCACCCACCCACACACACACACACACAAAUAAAAAAAAUAACUUUAAAAAAAAAUUUCCAUGUUUCCUGGAAUUGGAUGGUAUAUUUUCUAAAGGAAAAACAAAACUAGGAAAGACAUGGACCCAUUUUCUAGAACACCGUGGCUCUGGCUAACAUUAAGGAAAAUACAUGUGUGUAUUAUGCUGGGUCCUGGUGUUUGUUUUCAGCUGUGAUGGUGGAUUCCUAGUGUUGUCACCAAAGUGCUCAUUUUUAGGAAAAUCAAAUUCUACAGUGAAGUCAAGUUCAAUUGUGAUAACCUCUCUAAACUUUCUAUACAGAAAGUACACAAGCUCUGUGACGUGUCAAGUUAACAUCCUGUUCUGCUAAUCAACCCUCUCUUUCCCACUAUAGACAGCACUUUAAUUAGACAAGAUUUAAUUAGAUAAUGAUUCUGUGGCUGGGUAUUUAUUGGCUCUUCACUUCCAGUGUACUGAAUUCAGUGUUGAUAUUCACAUUUGGAAAAUAAGUUUAAUACAUUUUGAAUAGAAAAAGUUUACAAAUCUUACUAGUGUGAAUAUGGUCAAAUAAAAAUCCAGUUUACAUCUCGCAGAGAGAAAAAUUGUCACCCACGUCUUUCAUAUUAUAUAUCCGCAUGUCUUCUACAUUUAAUUUUGUCAAGUUAUCGUGUGAAGUCCCACUUAUUUUAAAAUACCAAGCAAAAAGUUCCAAGUUUGCCUUAAUAUACAUGUGAAAUUAAAGAACUGGAUGAUAAUACCUAUAUCUUUGCCUUAUGAAUUGUGCCGUGUCAUGAACCAGAGAUGGCUGUGCUUUUAACAGGAUUCUAAAGCAUUGUAGAUGUGGAGUACCAGUGGGUGUCCUCUGUUGCAAAGAGUGUGGUUGGUUGGUUGUCAAUAAGGUUCAUGUUUAAAUGUUUUGUACCUGUAUUUUACCUCUGAAUAGAUACUUUUUAGCAUCAGGGUUUUAUUUUAUUUUUGUUUACAUAGUAAAGUGGCAUUUAACUUGUUGAAGAUUGUAUUCUUUUUUAUUUUAUUUUAAGAGUUCUUUGUGCAUAUUAUUGUGGUAAUGCUCUGUAAUGGUUAUAGUUAUAUUUCACUUAAUGUGAAAUGUUUAAAAUAAAACUGAAAAAUGUAAA
Messenger RNA from Peromyscus maniculatus bairdii (prairie deer mouse), 6522 nucleotides. It is a transcript of the gene Klhl28, whose product is annotated as kelch like family member 28. Gene Ontology annotation, molecular function: protein binding. The record is from RefSeq and is a predicted model, not a curated record. Lineage: Eukaryota; Metazoa; Chordata; Mammalia; Rodentia; Cricetidae.